CAUUAUUGUUUCUUCUACUCUGUUUUCAAUUUUAGCCGGAGCUUAAAACGGUGCGGUUUUCCGAUAAGUAUGGGAUUGAAAUCGUUCGUUGAAGUUCAAUCGGAUUCCCAAUUUCCGAUCGAGAACCUUCCGUACGGUGUUUUCCGGCCUGCGCCGGAUUUUGAGCCUAGAAUUGGUGUUGCCAUUGGUGAUUACGUUUUGGAUCUCUCCGUUAUUGCUUCCGCCGGUCUAUUUGACAGUCCUCUUCUCAAAAAUUCGGAUUGUUUCAAUCAGUCUAAUCUCAACAAGUUCCUGGAACUGGGACGUCCUGCAUGGAAGGAAGCUCGUGCUACAUUACAAAAGCUAUUGUCUGAUACUGAACCAAUAUUGCGUGACAAUGCAUUUCUGAGGCAAAAAGCUCUUCAGCCUAUGGACAAUGCGGAAAUGCUUCUUCCUGUUGCAGUUGGAGACUAUACUGACUUUUAUUCAAACAUAAAUCAUGCCACGAAUUGUGGGCUCAUGUUUCGUGGCUCUGAGAACCCAAUCAAACCAAACUGGUUUUGUCUUCCUAUUGCAUACCAUGGACGUGCCUCAUCUAUUGUUGUAUCGGGCACUGACAUUAUAAGACCAAGAGGACAGGAUCGUCCCAAAGGGAACUCACCACCAUAUUUUGGACCAUCUCGUAAAAUGGACUUUGAGCUAGAAAUGGCUGCUGUAGUUGGGCCUGGAAAUGAACUUGGAAAGCCAAUAGAUGUUAAUGAAGCUGCAGAUCACAUAUUUGGCCUCGUCUUGAUGAAUGAUUGGAGUGCUAGAGAUAUCCAGGGUUGGGAAUGUGUACCUCUCGGUCCGUUUCUUGGGAAGAGCUUCGGCACAACUAUAUCGCCUUGGAUUGUGACUUUAGAUGCUCUGGAACCAUUUGUUUGUGAUGGUCCAAAGCAGAAUCCUCCUCCCUUACCAUAUCUCGCGGAGAAGGAAUCCAGAAACUACGACAUAGAGUUGGAGGUUUUCAUUAAACCUGCUGGACAAGAACACUCCUAUGCUGUCACGAAAAGCAACUUCAAGCACUUAUAUUGGACAAUUUCGCAACAACUUGCUCACCAUACUGUCAACGGUUGCAACCUAAGGCCCGGUGAUCUUCUUGGAUCCGGGACUAUGAGUGGACCUGAACCAGGAACUUACGGAAGCCUUCUUGAGCUAACGUGGAACGGAACAAAACCUCUGUCUUUAGGUGGAGUUACUCGUGUAUUCAUUGAAGAUGGAGAUGAAGUUAUUUUCACCGGGUGUUGUAAGGGAAAUGGCUAUACAGUUGGUUUCGGAAAAUGCUCUGGUAAAAUUCUUCCAUCACCAUACUGAGAACAUGAAUUUGUUAGCCCAAUCCAGUCCUCUUCAAUCUCGUCGAAAUAAAACUAGGA
Solanum verrucosum is the source of this 1391-nucleotide messenger RNA. Its product is annotated as fumarylacetoacetase-like. The coding region runs from base 70 to 1332 and encodes 420 amino acids. Gene Ontology annotation, molecular function: fumarylacetoacetase activity. The record is from RefSeq and is a predicted model, not a curated record. Lineage: Eukaryota; Viridiplantae; Streptophyta; Magnoliopsida; Solanales; Solanaceae. The transcript has 14 exons. Gene Ontology annotation, biological process: L-tyrosine catabolic process; homogentisate catabolic process; L-phenylalanine catabolic process.